AUGCUCGAUACCACCGACAUCGACCACAUCGACAUCGACUUUACGGAUCGUGAAGAGACGAAUUCCGCGUUCCAGCUCGAAGGCUUCUUCGAGCUUUGGGAGGAAUGGGCACAAGCGCUCCGGGACGAGGACAACGACCAAAAGGAAGGCUGUGGUAAUCCGGACUGCGGUGACACCCCGCCUUGUGAUCCUCUGCUCGACGACAUGGCUUGCGGACUCUGCGCGCUCCAGGGCCCCGAGGCUUACGACCAAUGUGGCUUCUUCAAGCAAUACAUGGCCUAUCACCUCCAGCACGAUGCGGGAAUGCCAAUCACAAGCAUCCCUGGGUUUCUUGAACAGUUUCAAACCUUCAAGACAACACUUCUAGGAGAUCGCCCUCCCUCAGCCUCACGCGCAGGCGUUAAUGGUGACAUGUGGAUUUGUCUCUGGAAGGCCAGAGAUCUUAUGCCUAACAUUCGAAGAUUCGCGUAUACCUUGCCUGCUGUUAGGGCUGCCAACGAGAUGGAGUCGACUCUUGAGGCCGCCAGAAAGAUCAACGCUGUCAUCACUGCAGAAGCUGUAAGAUCGCGCCGGCGCUGGAUUCGUCUUAGCCGAAUUCUGAACCGUGCACUCAACAAGCUCGAAGAUCCCGCUCUGAGUGCCUCUCGAAAGGUGGCCCGUACUCGCGAUAUUCUAAAUGAAAGCCGUACUGCAGGCCUAUUAUUUGUUCCAUAG
Molecule: messenger RNA, 714 nt
Organism: Coprinopsis cinerea okayama7#130
Lineage: Eukaryota; Fungi; Basidiomycota; Agaricomycetes; Agaricales; Psathyrellaceae
Exons: 3
Coding region: 1-714 (237 amino acids)
Source: RefSeq, a predicted model, not a curated record